UUUUUUAAAUGACUUGAGUGAAAUGGGGGUGGGGGAAACUGUCAAGAUGGCAGCGGCGGCGGCGGCGGCGGCGAGGAGGUUACGAAUGUGGUAGUGUUGAUGCUGGAACAAAACCUUGGCAGCUCUGCGAAGGACUUGGGCUUUCUAGACCUGUUGGAAGAUCGGUGAUUGGACUUAACAGGAUUCUGAGCCACUCUUUCUCACAUAGGGCAGGGUUUUUUUUUUUUUUUUUUUUUAAGGCAACAGCAAUCUAAGUUUCUUUCUCCCCUUGAUAAGAUUUCCUUUUUCUUCACCUUUUGGGGGGGGGGGUGCAUUGCUUUCCUUUUGGGAGGAGGCGUUUCCUUCCCCAAAUGUAUCGGGCGCGAUCGGCUACGUUUUGAGACUUUGGAGUGUUGUGAAGUCAGGGAGAUUACUGCAAGAGAAAAGAAAACGUCCGCCAAAGCAACAAGCAGGAGAGACGCGUGGCUUUUUUCUCUUUUUGUAUUAAUUUUUAAGCGGGGGCAGCGUGAGGCAAGGCGUGGGGGGGUCUCUUUAAUGGAUACAGCGCGAUGCUAUUGGAGGAAUUCUGCACGGAGUGAAAGAUAAACAAACACACGGGCGCUCCGCCGCGGAGAUUGGCUUGCAACUCUGCCGUGUUUGGGGCUUCUUUCAGAAUCGGUCGUCCACGCGAACUAGGCGAAGGGAGCGCGCACCUGGCGCCCCCCGGAUUGUUUAUUGAUCUCCCUGUGACUCUUUUUUAGAGGGGAGGGGGCAAGGGCGGAGAGGUGAAAGACUGAAAAGGAGGCGGCCGGACCUUUAAUGGAGAGUGGCAUGUUUGCUCAGCCUCGCUGAUCGCUGCUAGGAGGUGCGAGAGGAGGAGGGACCGGGCUCCUCUUGGCGGACAUCCCGCCCCCCAGGAAGAAAGAUCAGCUUCAAGAGUGGGGGAGAGGCCAAGAUGGCAGAGGCGUCUCCCCCCGCCCCGUUGUCGCCCCUGGAGGUAGAACUGGACCCCGAGUUCGAGCCCCAGAGCCGCCCUCGCUCCUGUACGUGGCCCCUGCAGAGGCCUGAGCUGCAGGCGAGCCCGGCCAAGCCCGCAGGGGAAGCGGCUGCCGACGACGCGUCCAUGAUCCCGGAGGAAGAGGACGACGCCGACGACGAGGAGCAAGGGGGCAGCUCGGCCAUGACCGUCGCCGUCUCCAGUGGCGGCGGCGAGUCCCUGGCCCCGGAGGACACGGCCCGCCUUCUGGCUCCCUUCUCAGGGCUGUCCGGCGAGGGAGGCGGACAGGGCGCCAACGCGCCGAGCGGCGGGCAGCAGCAGCAGCAGCAAGCAGGGGCGGCGGCGCCCAGAAAAUGCUCGUCGCGGAGAAACGCGUGGGGCAACUUAUCCUACGCCGACCUUAUCACCCGCGCCAUCGAGAGCUCCCCAGAGAAGCGCCUCACGCUCUCCCAGAUCUACGAGUGGAUGGUGCGCUGCGUGCCCUACUUCAAGGAUAAGGGCGACAGCAACAGCUCGGCCGGCUGGAAGAACUCGAUCAGGCACAACUUGUCCCUCCAUAGUCGAUUCAUCAGGGUACAGAAUGAAGGAACUGGGAAAAGCUCAUGGUGGAUGAUCAACCCAGAUGGUGGGAAAGGUGGGAAAGCCCCACGGAGACGUGCAGUUUCAAUGGACAACAGCAACAAGUACACAAAGAGCCGAGGAAGAGCAGCUAAGAAGAAAGCGGCCUUACAAGCUGCACAGGAAACAACUGAAGACAGCCCCUCCCAAAUUUCCAAGUGGCCAGGUAGCCCAACCUCCCGCAGCAGUGACGAGCUGGACGCAUGGACAGAUUUCCGGUCCCGUACAAACUCAAAUGCCAGUACGAUAAGUGGCCGCUUGUCACCAAUCUUGGCAAGUACUGAGCUAGAUGAGGUCCAAGAUGACGAUGCUCCACUUUCCCCCAUGCUGUACAACAGUCCACCCAGCAUGUCCCCAUCAGUUAGCAAGCCCUGUAAUGUUGAGCUGCCUAGGUUGACUGAUAUGACAGGUACCAUGAACUUGAAUGAUGGUCUGACAGAUAACCUUAUGGAUGACCUUCUGGACAAUAUAACUCUUCCCUCUCCCCAGCAGUCACCCACAGGGGGCCUCAUGCAAAGAAGUUCAAGUUUUCCAUAUGGCUCCAAAGGUUCAGGUCUUGGUUCUCCAUCAAGUACUUUCAAUAAUGCUGUGUUUGGACCAUCCUCUUUGAAUUCCCUCCGUCAGUCUCCCAUGCAAACCAUCCAAGAGAACAAGCAAGCUACAUUUUCUUCCAUUUCGCACUACAAUAACCAAACACUGCAGGAUCUUCUGGCAUCAGAUUCACAUAGCCACAGUGAUGUCAUGAUGACGCAGUCUGAUCCACUUAUGUCACAAGCUAGCACAGCUGUGUCUGCCCAAAACGUACGUAGGAGUAUUAUGCUCCGGAAUGAUCCAAUGAUGUCAUUUGCGGCCCAACCAAGCCAGGGCGGUUUGGUCAACCAGAAUCUGCUCCACCACCAGCAUCAAUCCCAGAAUUCCUCUCUCAGUGGCAGUCGUGCCUUGUCGAAUUCCAUCAGUACUAUGGGCUUAAGUGACACAAACAACGUUGGCUCGGCAAAACACCAGCAACAGUCACCUGCCAACCAGUCUAUGCAAACACUUUCUGACUCACUCUCAGGCUCUUUGUAUUCCAACAGCGUGAGCCUUCCAGUCAUGGGGCAUGAUAAAUUCCCCAGUGAUUUGGACCUGGAUAUUUUCAAUGGGAGUUUGGAGUGCGACAUGGAGUCCAUUAUCCGCAGCGAACUCAUGGAUGCAGACGGGUUGGAUUUUAACUUUGAUUCCCUCAUCUCAGCCCAGAAUGUUGUCACUCUGAAUGUGGGAAACUUCACUGGUGCUAAGCAAGCUUCAUCACAGAGUUGGGUUCCAGGCUGAAGGUUUUAUGCAAAGAGGGGAAAAUGGGCAAAGCAGACCCUUCAUCUGACAUGAGUCCUAAAGAAGAACAAAAAAAACCCUUUGCCAAAAUCAACUGUCAGCAAGGACAGGGAUACCGUUUACAGCUUACAACCUUUGUGAACCCUGCAUUAUUUUCCUAAAGGAACAGAGACUGUUAAUGACCCCAGAGCUUGAGUGAUGAACCCUCUUGUCUGGAAUUGAAUUCAUCCUGAAGUAUGCAAAAUCUUCCUCUUAUGGGGUGGCCCAGCACCAACUUGAGGAUACGUUGCAUCCGCCACCACCCUGUUCCAGAACACACUGUGUAGCCUUUACAAUAGUUUAUUUGUCAAUCAGUUAUAUGGUGUUCCAAUAUGUUAAUGGGUUGCAGGAUGUUAUUGACUGGCUUUUCUUUUUCAGGGUUUCCCCCACCCCACCUCCCUAAGGUGUGAGUAUUUUUUUUCCUCUCUGAAAUGCUUUAAUUUUUCCUCGUGAAUAGGGAAUGCAAACUAAUAUAUGCACAAUGAAAAGUUGAAUCCAUUUUGUCUUGAAAUAUCAACAGCACUUGAAUAUUGCAGUCUUUCAUAGCACCUACCAACUGAUUGGAUUUAAGAGGUCCUUUAUAAGAGGGGUUAAUGUUUGCUUUUGGUUUGGGCUUUUUACUUUUCAUUUGGGUCAAUUAGUUAAUUGGUUGGUUCUGAUCCAGUCUUUACAACCCCAAGCUAUUUUCCUAAAUUGAAGGGUACAUUUUCCUUUCUAUUGUCAGCACCAAGAGUGUGGAUUUUACCUCACAAAUUUAGCCACCGCCGUUGCUGCAUUCUAGCCAGUGUUCAAAGGGUGCGAAGGAGAAGGGCAUUUCGUUGGUCUUGGUGAGUCAGUAGCUGUCAGGCCCAACCUUGCCUUGUCUGUUAUGCUAGUCCUUCUGCCCAAACAGCCGCAGUGAUUUUGAUUUUGGGGCGGAAAAUGACUGAGUAAGCUGAACUGUUUUCCACUUUGCCAAACAAUUUGUCCAUAACGACCUGGAGAGCAACAGCUUGCUCUCACGUGAAUGAUGAUGGUGACGAUAAAGACAAAAAGCUAAAUAAAAAUGACUAUAUUGCAUGAAAACAGAGUUUUAUGUAUAUGGUAUGUGCAUCAUCCAGGUCAUGGGUGAUUUAUUGCAUUGAUGAUUAUUUUUACAUCCUCUUCUUGAUUAUUCUUUCCUUCUUGUGAUGUAUCAUUGAGGCUGGGAGGAAAGGCUGAAGGAGGGCAGCAAGAAGAGACAUGGAGGGAAAAACCAUACAGGUAGCUUUUCAUAGGAGCGUAGACUGUAAUUGGAUAAAUUCCACUGAAAACAAAGUAGUUUUUAUAUAUUUUGCUUAUAUGGGUUUCUUUUGUAAAUUUAUAUAGUAAUAAUGACUGGCAGUUAUGGUGCUGUGCAGGUCCUGCUUGACUACCUUUUUCGUUAUCUUUUUUGGGGAGUGGAGCAAAGAGGGGAGGAAAGAAACCCAUUGGUACGUGAUUUUUUUUUUUUUUUAAUGGUGUGAGGACACUUUGGCUAGGACAACAUAGACACACUUCUCCAAAGUGAUAUAUGAAAAACUUUUGGCAUAAAGACAUAAUACAUAUAAAUAUAUAAAUAUAUUUUAUUAUGUACAGAAACGGAUCAUUAUGCAUGAAUGUUAGUUAGGAGAACAGACUAGCAUUUUAACCCAAAGUUUCAGUGCAUGAGUUUCCACUGGCACAUGAACCAUGUACUCUGUGGUGUGACUCCCUUCAGCCACCACACCUCUGUGUGCGUGCAUAUAUAGGGCACAGAAGCACACACACAUACACACGUCUGUAGGCCCCGUAUUGCUCCUUCGUUUCUAACCCUCUGAGAUAAUAUUGGUGAAAUAACAGCUCCUCGUGUGAUGGAAGUUUUGUUUUGUACUGUAGCCUCCUUUUGACUGUGCUGCGCUAUUCUAUAGACAAACUUGUGAAUUCCAUCAUGCAGUGCAUAACUGAAUUAUGAAAACUGUGCUGUUGUGGUUCUAAAUAGGUCAUAGAAUAUAAACUUUCCAAAUACUUAAGAUUUUUUUAUCAUUUAAAGAAAAUACAAACUAUUUUUUUAAUGAUUAAGGUGGUAUAUUUGUCAAUGGCAGGGUCAUGUAUCAUAUUUCUUUAAUUAGAGACAACCAAUGUGUGUUUGUUCUCCACAUUGGAAAGGGCUUCCCUGAGAGGAAAACACUAUAAAAUUGUCAUCUGUUCCAGGGGCUUAAGGAAAGGUGUCAGUUUAUUCAGAGAGAUUAAGUUAUAGGUACCUAUUACCAAAGCUAGUUAAGAGUUUGUUCACAUGCCUUCAGUAUAUAAGAGUAAAUGGUACAUCAUUAAAUGUGAAUUCAGCUAAUGAUGUCAUUUUGGGGCGUUUGUUAUUUUCUUCUCUAAAAGCAAUGUAUUUGGAGAUUGACAACUUAUUUUAUUUCUAAGUUUCUGUUAUCUCAACAGGAAAUCUGUGCAUAAAAAAAAAAUAUCUGGUACUCACCAAGCUUUAUGGUUUCCUUGUUUGACUUCUCCUGUUGAGUUUCCUUAAUCUACUUGAGGGUAUAAUAUAUCAGGGAAUUCAUGUAGAGCAGGAUUGGACAAAAGGCAGAUCUCUGGAUACUUUGUAUUUCAACUUCCAGAGGGUCUUCCAGCAUAAUGAAUAGCCAGGAAUUAUGGGAGGUAUAGUCUAAAGCAUCAGGAAAUCUAUUUUCUGACCACCUCUGAUGUAAAGAAGCAGACAGAUCAACCCUCUGGUAAGCUCUAAUUUUAUUCCAGUGAUUAAUUUGCAUCCAUCCAAACUAUGGAAACAAUUUGGCCAAAGUUAAGCAUGUUAUUAAGGUCCAUUGAUUUCAAUGGGAGAGAGUUAAACACCUGCCAUGGACAUUAGUGAGACUUGAAGGUUGCCCUGUUUUCUGGGACGUAAAUCCGUACUGAAAAUAGUUUGACUUCUGUGUAAAUAUACAUGGAAUCAGACUGUAUUCCCACAGUCCUAAAGUAUAUCACAUGAUUGCCACUGCCUCCUUCCACAAUUAACACCCAUAGAAUUUUGUAGGAUAAUUUCUACCCAUGUCAAACCCAAGUGAAGAUGUCCUCAGUGGAUAGGCAGCACUUCUGUUUUAUGAGAACAUGAAAGGAAUCGCUGCUGCCUGGAAAGAGGAAGAGCAAGUGCUGUGGCUCCGUGGUAGGGCAUGAGCUUUGCCUUCAGGGAUGCAAGAUUCGAUCCCUGGCAUCUCCAGUUACAGCUAGAGAAGAUCUUUUCUGAAUCUCUGGAAUGCUGCCAGUCAGUUUUGGCACAUCAGAUCAGAUGCACCAAGGGCCUGACUCGGUAGAGCAGCUUGCUGCCUUCUUGAAUUGUUUAUACUUUCUUAUGAUUCCAUCCCAGGUAAGUGAAAAGGAUAUUUAAACUAAGGGACCCUUCUGAGUUAAGGUUGUUGGAUAAAUUUACAAAGGAUUCAAAUAAGUUCAGAUUUCUAUGAAUCUGACCUGUGGGCUCUGCAGCAGAGAAGCUUUUCCAGAGUUGCAUAGAUCCUACAGACUUGCAAACCAUUUUUAAACUUUCCAUAAUUCUAUGCAAAUUUUCUCAUACAAAAAUAUGAAAAAUAAAGAACACCAACCUAAAAUACACAUUCCCCACUUAGACUAAACUAUGUAAAUGCAUGUUUUAGGGGGAAUUGUGUAUUUUGGGAGGAUGUGUACUUCUUGGAAGUGUGAUCUUGCACAAAUCUUGCAAAUGCAUUUGUGCAAAAUCCAGUUCUGUCAACGGGCAGGCAAAAGAUGCCUUGUGAUCCGUCAGAGAGAUGGAACAGAACUUGCAAAGUCCAUAACAUCCCCUUUCUGGGUAAACAAGGAGCCUCUUUGCAAAUGAGUUAAGCUAGUACUAAGAGAACAGACAGCUUGGCUCUGUUGAGUUUCAUAAGAUAAAAUCAGAAAAUAGAAACCACCACCACCCAGUUAAUUAGCUUGCAAUGAAAAUGCAUUUUUCUGAAAAGAUGUUACUUGUUUUAGAAAUCCAGCAACUAAAGUGCCUACUGUAGUCAGACUGGACAAGAUCACGUGAAAUAUAAGCACUUUGCAGCCUGAUUCUGUAUGGGUUUACUCUGAAGAGAGUCCUACACAUCAUGUAUUCUGUUCUCUGUCACAGGAAUGUUAAUAUGAAUGGAGUCCGUGGAAGCCUGUCAGUUGCUCCAUUGUUUUCUAUAGCUGGACUCCAAAGGCUCUCACAAUACUUAAUUCCAGAUCUUUGGAUUCAGUCCUCAACUGGGAGCCCAGUCAAGAAAUCUUGCUCUUAACCCAACCUCCCAGCAUCUGCACUCCAGCUUAAAGGCAGGCUUAAGUAGAUUAUGUCCUUUCUGUGUCAUCUUUUACCUAGAGAAUGGCCACAGUAUCCACAAUUAUUUUCCAAUUUGCUUCCCAGAGCCACACCUAAUAAUAUGGUAAUUCACUUUGCUUAAAGCAAACACCUGGGAAAUCCUCCGUUAACUAUUGACCCAGUUUUGAGAUAACACUAACCCAUGGUUUCAUUACAAGAAUGAGCUGUGGUAGCCUCAGGCUCACAGCGCCUUUCUGUUCUAUCUGCAAGGGGAGAAGAUUGAAAGCUUCCAUUUUUCAUUUGAAUAAACCACAGUUUAUUUUGGUCAGUUCUGAUAACAAACUAAGAUCUGAAACCAUGUUUAGAUCCUGGUUUGUUCAUACUAGCCACAGUGAGGUGAAACUCGUUUUUUAAGUUCAAAUGUAAGAAAUCAGUUGGGGUGGGGGGUUUCAUACAUUUAAAAUCUCUUUUUUAAUCAAAGUGAAGGUGAUUAUGAAUACAAAGAUGAGUGGAAGCUUUCAAUCCCCCUCCAUUUGUACCUGAAAGAGAAAUGGUGUGGGAAGUGCAAGCCCAAGAAUCACUGCACUUGACACUAAACCAUGGUUUACUGUUUUCUGAAUCAGACCUUCAAGCCAGAUGGUAAUACAUCUUUCUAAAUUCAAAGGAUCCUUUGGCACUCAGACUAUAUUAUCAAGAUGUGAACAUAAACCAUUUACCGUAAAGUAGUUUCGAACUACUUGCAUUGACUCCACAUAGAUGAUUUAAAUUCUCCACCAUCACAAGUAUCUACCAGCCAAAACAUAAGGGCUCAGUUCUGAAGAACUUUGAGAACUUCAACCCUAACAGCAUUUAAGCAUAUGAGAUGUUAUUCUUGAUCUGUGUAAACGCUAUGGUACAUGAUCAUCAAUAUGUGUGAACAGAAUCAGUUACUCUGAUGGGUCUGUGGGAACUUUGCAGACUUGUUGGAUUAUUUGUGGGGUUGUAUUUAUAAAAUUAAGUAACCCAUUCCAGUAACCUUGGCUAUUGAAUUAUGAGUCCAUUAAAAAUUGAAAUCAUGUCCAAAGCAGUUUCUUUAACUGUCUUUUGAACAGAUCACAGCUCUCUGUUUUUAGACUACGUCAUAGUUCUUUAACUUCACUUUUGCUGAAAUAAGGAUCUAAUGAUGGGUUACCAGGCUGCUGCCUGUCAUAUCUAAACUAAAUGCUAGGACACUUAUUUCUUGGAAGUGACAUCAUUGCUUGGCGACCAACUUCUGUUCACUGUUUUCUAAACAUGAUGUAUAUUGAAAAUACCAGCAAAUGUGAAGGGGGACCAGAUAUAAUUUAACUUCCUAAACAGAGGGGUGGGGAAUGUAUUGUAUAUUAUGGCUUCACGUGUAAAACUUUUUUUUAACCAAAAAAAGUUGCAUGAAUGGACAAAAUAUGUAUACAGUAUCUGUAAAACUGUCUUACCUGGGUUAUUUCUUUCACUGUCAAAUCACAUACUUUGGAAGAAUAUUCCAUCCACUGCCUUAGUGCAUGGCCGUCUUUCCUAAGAGGUGCACAAUUUUUACUUUUCGUAUGAGCUACCUUGCCGUUUCAUUUGAAAGCUGGCACUGUUGUAAACUCAACGGAGGCUUUUGUGAAACCAAAUGCUGACAUAGGUGAAUAUACUACCUUACUACUUAAUGACUGGAUGUCAGUUUGAUUUGAAAACUUCCCCCUUUGCAAAUGAAAUAGCUGUGCAAAGCUUAACUACACUUGAUGUUUAGUAGAUAUUGCCUUGUGUAUUCCAUUCUUAAUUGUAAUCUAGUUUGUAAAAGAAAUUGUGACGCAUGUAAAUAAAGCGUAAGGAUCUCUAUGAUGAAUGUA
Molecule: messenger RNA, 9064 nt
Organism: Varanus komodoensis (Komodo dragon)
Lineage: Eukaryota; Metazoa; Chordata; Lepidosauria; Squamata; Varanidae
Gene: FOXO3
Product: forkhead box O3
Exons: 3
Coding region: 935-2905 (656 amino acids)
Biological process (GO): regulation of transcription by RNA polymerase II
Cellular component (GO): mitochondrial matrix; nucleus
Molecular function (GO): RNA polymerase II cis-regulatory region sequence-specific DNA binding; DNA-binding transcription factor activity, RNA polymerase II-specific
Source: RefSeq, a predicted model, not a curated record